Mixia osmundae IAM 14324 is the source of this 1390-nucleotide messenger RNA. RefSeq lists its product as uncharacterized. NCBI's taxonomy places the organism in Eukaryota, Fungi, Basidiomycota, Mixiomycetes, Mixiales, Mixiaceae. The record is from RefSeq and is a predicted model, not a curated record. The coding region runs from base 211 to 1182 and encodes 323 amino acids. The transcript has a single exon.
GAAGACGAUCUGUUGUGCUCGCGCCAGAUGGCCUGAACCAAUCAGCGCAAGCCAGAGAAAGACGUGCAUGUCUCCGAGUCUCUAAACGGCAGGAGAGGACGGUGUCAAUCAAUCUCAGAGGUGUCUACUGACCGAGUGACUGGUCGCUCUCGAGCGCGUCGAACCAACACUUUUGCCACUGCUCGACGACGAGGACGACGACGACGACGCAUGGAUCGCAAUCUCGAGGCACUGCUACGAUGGGGCGUAGAGAACUCUGGCCCGCCUGCAUCUGCAACGAACGAAGCAACGCAAGCAGCAGCGCCAGGCUCGACGGCGGUGACAGUGCCUUCGGCUCCUGCGAGGCGCACUGAUCUCAAUACCGAUGUUCUCGAUGCCAUCAUGGGCAAGAGCGAUGCCAAACGCAUGAAGGACUGUUUGGCGCUCGGUAUAUCGACCGAUGCGCCACUCGACGAUCGAUUGCUAGCUUGGGACGAGUUAGAAUGCCUUGUCGAGUUGAUCGACAAUGCCAACGACUUGGAGCCACUCGGGUUGUGGCCUACGAUCGUAGAUUGCUUGACUGCCAAGGAAGAAGCCAUACAGAUCCAAGCUUGCUGGGUCGCCGGCACGGCAACAAACAACAACCCGAAAGCACAAGCCGCCUUUCUCGCUAAGGAACCUCUGCCGACGCUAGUAGCGCUCAUCAAUUCUACCGCUGCAUCUGCCGAACUGCGCUCAAAAGCCAUCUACUGUCUCUCUGCUGCAUUGCGACACAAUGACGAAGCGGUGGUCAGAUUUGGCGAGCUGCACGGUUGGCUCAGUCUCAGAGUUGCGUUGCACGACCCCAGCAUUGCAGUAAGACGAAAGACGGUCUUUCUGAUCCAUUCGCUCUUUGUCAACUCGCUCACACCCAUUGCUCUUGUUGCGCCUUGUCGAUCGUCGGGCACUCUACAUGCUCUGCUACAGUCGCUGUCACCCGACGCACCGCCAUCCGGGCGAGAUGGCGAUGGCGAAGUGGAUGUCGACUUUACAGAGAAGGCGUACAGAUGCCUCUACGGGCUCGUAGAUCGCGCACUCGCCGGCCUGGCGCCGCAUGAGGUGGCCGAGAUCGUUUCUCUCCUCUCAGCUGCUAGAGCAGAAGGAACUCAGACCGGUCUCUCGGCUAGCGAACUGACAGACUUUGCCAAGAAGCUCUCUCAGUAGGCAUCAAGUAGAAUCCAGAGUGUUGUGACAACAUGUAACAAAGUGCCCCUUUGCCAUCUACGUGUAAGCCCAUGAAAGUCUUCAGAUGAAGUUUUGUCUGUGAUCUUCGGGAAAGUGUGAUAUGCCUCGAUGCCAUGAUGAGCCUUCCGAGAAAGUACGUCCACCCUGUGCUGAUGGCACUUGCAGGCGGUUUUCGUUUGACACGGUC